GCAGACGAGCCGUCGUCUUCUCGCAUGCACAUCGAGAAGCAGCGCUACGAUGGCUGGUAUAACAACCUGGCGCACCAGGACUGGGGAGCUGUUGAAAGCCAACUGGUGCGCAAGGCGCCCUCGUCGUAUGCGGACGGUGUCUACAUGAUCGCCGAGGGGCGGCCGAGCGCGCGCUCCCUGAGUCAGGAACUGUUCAAGGGCGAGGACGGGCUGCCUUCCUCCAGGAACAUCACUGUGCUCUUCGUCUUCUUCGGCCAGGUGAUUUCAUCGGAAAUCUUGAUGGCGAGCGAACCAGGCUGCCCCAUCGAGUUUCACCGCAUUCCUAUCAGCCGCUGUGACGAAAUGUAUGACAGCAAGUGCACGGGCCAGCGGUACAUGCCCUUCCACCGGGCUCACUACGAUGUCAAGACCGGACAGUCACCAAACAACCCCAGGGAACAG
Dermacentor silvarum is the source of this 441-nucleotide messenger RNA. RefSeq names its product dual oxidase. The record is from RefSeq and is a predicted model, not a curated record. Gene Ontology annotation, biological process: response to oxidative stress. The annotation marks the transcript as partial. Lineage: Eukaryota; Metazoa; Arthropoda; Arachnida; Ixodida; Ixodidae. Gene Ontology annotation, molecular function: peroxidase activity; heme binding. The transcript is spliced from 3 exons.